AGAGGAAAACACAAACCCAACGGAAUACGUAGUCGAGAUAUAAUCGUGUCGCCUCCAUCUGUCUUUCGCGAUCGUCGAUUACCAAAUCGGUCGGCCUAUUUACCGGCGGAAUUGUUCUAAAUGGCAAGUGGGAUUGGGGAAUCAGCGAGCAGACCACCCCAAGGUCCCUCUUGCUCUAGCAACAAUGGUAAUAGUGAAGCUGGAAAUUUUGAAUGCAAUAUCUGCUUUGACUUAGCUCAAGACCCGAUUGUGACUUUAUGUGGUCAUCUUUUCUGCUGGCCGUGCCUUUACAAGUGGCUUCACAUUCAUUCUCAUUCCCAAGAAUGCCCUGUUUGUAAGGCCCUUGUUGAGGAGGAGAAGUUGGUACCUUUGUAUGGAAGGGGGAAGUCGUCAAGUGACCCUAGAUCAAAAUCCAUUCCGGGGGUUAAUAUUCCUAAUCGCCCAUCUGGACAGAGACCUGAAACUGCUCCUCCCCCAGAACCAAACAAUUUUCCCCAGAGUGGAUUUGGAUUCACGGGAGGAUUUGGAGGUUUUGCACCAGCUGCAACAGCACGAUUUGGGAAUUUCACACUAUCUGCAGCCUUUGGAGGUCUCAUCCCAUCUUUGUUUAACCUUCAGGUGCAUGGAUUUCCUGAUGCUACCAUGUUUGGUACACCUGCUGGGGUACCAUUUGGGUUUUCAAAUUCAUACCAUAAUGGCCAUGCCCACGUGCGUCAUCGGCGUCACCAUCUUCAUACUGGUCAAGGCCAGCAGGAUUACUAUUUGAAGAUGAUUUUUUCAGUUGUUCUUUUUUGUGUUUUUCUUGCGUUGUUUUUGCAAUAGAUCAAGUCUGCUAUCAAAGUUUAUACUGCUAAUGGAGGUUACUUAGGAGUGUCAAAUCCCUCUCUUGUAAAUAUCUGAAUAUCUGACUGCAUUUUGUGUUUUCUGUUUUGUAAUUGAGGGAAUUGUCCAUAUCAUAGUUUUGGUAUUUUUGCCUCCUUGAUGUUUCCCUAAACAUGCUCAUUGCAACUUGAUUUGUUUGUUCAUUACUAAAUUGUAAAAUUAUUUUGCACUCUUAUGGUUCAAAGGU
Molecule: messenger RNA, 1069 nt
Organism: Rubroshorea leprosula
Lineage: Eukaryota; Viridiplantae; Streptophyta; Magnoliopsida; Malvales; Dipterocarpaceae
Source: the annotation of a GenBank genome assembly